AUGGCAUCGUCGAGACGACUUCAGAAGGAACUAUCUGAUUUGAAGUCGUGCGGUGUGAAAGCCUACGAGAGCGUGGAAUACAACGAGUCCAAUCUUCUUCAUUGGACCGUGCUUCUUGUACCUGAUAAGGAACCAUACAACAAAGGAGCCUUCAAAGUGAACAUCGAUUUCCCCGCUGAUUACCCUUUCAAGCCUCCGAAGAUCACACUUGCUACUAAAAUUUAUCAUCCCAAUAUCGAUGACAAAGGGCAGGUUUGUCUUCCCAUCGUAGACCCCAAUAAUUGGAAGCCAGCCACACGAACAGAACAAGUGAUGAUGGCUCUACUAGCUCUAAUCCAGGAACCUGAACCUGACCAUCCACUUCGGGCCGAUCUAGCCGAAGAAUUCAGCAAGGAUCGUAAGAAGUUCAACAAAACGGCAGAGGAAUUCACGAAGAAACAUGCAGAGAAACGACCUGAAUAG
This is a messenger RNA of Cooperia oncophora, 462 nucleotides long. NCBI's taxonomy places the organism in Eukaryota, Metazoa, Nematoda, Chromadorea, Rhabditida, Trichostrongylidae. The record is from the annotation of a GenBank genome assembly.